AAAGUCGAUAACGAGAUGUCAUUGUUGUGCACGUUCCGCCAAAUUCCUUCAUUUAUGUGAAACAACCGAGCUCUAUCGAAGUCUACAAAAUGUCGACUUUAACCAAAGAGAAGUCCGCGGUGUCACACGACCCCCCUGGACGCACGGUGACGAGCGCCAACAGCACCCUAAGAAGGUCGCGACAGGGAGGGGCCGACAUUGACAGAGAGACAGAGGAGGAACUGCUCUUUUUGACCGACAUUUCAAGGCCCGUAACUCAACAGGAACCCGUCAGGGAAGACUUCGACAGCUUCCGACUGGAACUCACCCCUACACGAGCGUUGGAACCCCACGAAGUGAGGCAGGAAAUAUAUAAGCGGGAGUGUAGGAGGCUCAAUGUCAUUCCGCUCAGUAGCUACCUUAGAAACCCCAUCAGAAACAGCCUGGCGGUACCCUACUGUGGACUUGGGCCUAGGGGUGCCAUGGCACUUGCUGCUCCGCUCAUGCUCGAUCACAACUUAGUAUAUCUGGAUAUUAAAGGCAACGAUAUUGGACCGUUUGGCUUGAACCACUUAACGGAAGCCUGUCUGGAGACCAUGUCGAUCACCCAUGUCAAUCUUUCGAACAAUAAUUUGGGCAGCGAGGGAGCUAGAAUUCUGUGUAAAGCUGUGAAGGACCUCACCCUCUUUGAAUAUCUUGACCUGAGCAACAACGGAUUCAAAGACGACGAUUCCGUGUUGUUUGGCGAUCUAAUUGAGAAAUCCAAAAGUUUAAGAGAAGUAAUUCUAUCCAACAACCACUUUGCAGACCGAGCGGGGAUUGAAUUUGGACGAGCCAUAGAAAACAAUGACAGACUGGAGUCCUUUGACAUCAGUUGGAACCACAUCAAUGGACGGUCAGCUGAGGCGUUUACGAAGGGUGUCAAGAAAAAUGUAGGUCUGAAGCGUCUUAACAUCAGUUUUAAUGGGUUUGGACGGGAGGGGAGUCAGGGCCUGGCGUUAGUACUGAAGAAAAAUCGGACUCUGCGGGAACUGGACCUAUCAUACAACAGAAUGGUGGACGAGGACAUACGGGUCAUUGCCAAAGGACUAACGGAAAACGAUACGCUCAAGACGCUCGUGAUUGGCGAUAACCUUUUAACGAACGAAUCUUCCCUGCACAUUUUGAAAAGUAUAGAGGAUCCCAAAUCAUUAACUGCACUAGAAAAUGUGGACCUAAAGAACGUUUGUGUUGAUCAAGAGUUUGUAUAUUUGCUGGAAGAAGUGAAAGAAAUAAGGUCCAUAAACAUUAAACACGGCAAGGUAAUGAAAAUAGGAAAACCACGAAGACGCAGAAGACGGCGAAAACCGAGACCGAAACCCGAGGUCGAAAACGAGAAAGAAGAAUUACCGAUCGAACCAACGGCAGGAGACAGCAGAGGUUUAGAGAAGACAAAGAAUUCAUUAAGGAAGGAUGAAGCAAAUGUUGGCGUGACCACGUCUGCCAGGGGUGAUGUAAAGGAUGGCAGUGACGUAAAACAGGUACCUGUCACAGCGCCCCCUCCCAGGGGAAUCGUAAGGGAAUCUUUGAUUCUGGGACAGGAUAUUAUCAGCAAAGAAACUACAGAGAACAUGAUAUGAUGGAUAUA
This is a messenger RNA of Magallana angulata, 1606 nucleotides long. RefSeq names its product leucine-rich repeat-containing protein 74B-like. The transcript has 11 exons. The record is from RefSeq and is a predicted model, not a curated record. Bases 90 to 1598 code for a protein of 502 amino acids. Gene Ontology annotation, molecular function: protein binding. Lineage: Eukaryota; Metazoa; Mollusca; Bivalvia; Ostreida; Ostreidae.